This is a messenger RNA of Heterotrigona itama, 3118 nucleotides long. NCBI's taxonomy places the organism in Eukaryota, Metazoa, Arthropoda, Insecta, Hymenoptera, Apidae. The record is from the annotation of a GenBank genome assembly.
GGUUCCUCUUUUCCCAUUUAUUUAUUUAUUUAUUUAUUAUUAUUUCUUUGGUGUAUCUCUCGAUGUUGCAACUGUUUAUUCCUUUCUCUUUUUCUUUUUGUGAUCACUGUUUCAUUUUAUACGUGCUUAAUAAAAAUACAUAACCUUCACGUCGACGUCGAGUUCAUUGCAUUUUGUCAGACUCGUUUCGAACAAACGAGGAAGUCUUCGUUAUUUUGCGUGACAUUGAUUCCCGGGGUUCACUUCAAUUAUUUUUCGCUGUUCAAUUCAUUUUUAUUCACGUUUUGUGAAAUUAUGUAAUAUAUUUUUGCACUUGUUUUUUUUUCUUUUUUCUAAUGGAAAUACAAUUUACGAAAGUUUUAUUGAUGUACAAAUGUGAUCUUUUAAGUUGCGUACUUAUCUUUUCGUUUUGUAAUUUCGUGCUUUUGCAUGUUACGAUACGUAAUGUAUAAUUUUUUGUACUCGUACAUUCGACAUUUUAAUAAAUUUCAUUUUUACAUGGAAAGUUCGUUUUAUUUUCUACAAUACCACUGACACACAGCACUUUCUGUUUAUAUAAAAAACUUAUUUAUGAAAGAAUUAUUUUUUUAUUUGAGUGCAAUGUAUUUGUGACAUUGUUAUUAUUUUUAAUUCACACAAGUGUAUAUUAAAUAUUUAUACAACUAAAUAUUAUAAAACGACAUUUUUAUACAAAGUUAUAUCAUUUUCUUAUAUCAUAUAAUGAGCAUUUUGUGUUCAUGUUGUCUAUUGCUUGAUAAUUAUUCUAAUGAUUUGAUAUUAAUUAUUAAAAGAAAUGCUGUGCUAAGCCAUCAAACUUUCUAAUAUUUGUGGCCUAAGUGUUUGAAAGAAUUCAAUAAAGCAAGAAGAUGAAUAAUCAGGCAUUCAGUUUAGCUGAAAGACUUAUUCCUUCAACCUAUGUACAACAAGGUUUAAAUGCAAAAAAAGCACGUGAAAAUCUUAUACGACACUUUAUUGAACAUCAAAAAUGGCCAGAAGAGGGUUGGGAUGACGCAACAAUAGAAGCUUUUCUCUCAGAUCUAUCACAAAUGGACAGCAAUAAUUUUCCUUCCAAUUGUAGUGUUGGAGAACGUGAAGCAAGAAUUGCAUCAAACAUUGUUGCAAGGCGACAUUUUCGAAUGGGUCAUGGCAUAGGUAGAUCAAGUGAUUUAGACGAAGUACAACCAAAAGCUGCAGGAAGUAGUUUAAUGUAUAAAUUAACAAAUGCUUUAGUACUUGAAGUUAUUCGAUAUAUGGGUGUAAAAAGUAUAGCAGGUUGUUUUUUAUCACCAAUGGCUACAGGCAUGAGUUUGGUGUUAUGUAUGUUAACAUUCAAACAGGAUAGACCACGAGCAAAGUAUGUCCUAUGGCCUAGAAUCGAUCAAAAAUCAAGCUUUAAAUCAAUAAUCACAGCAGGAUUAGAACCAAUUGUUAUCGAAACCAAAAUAGUUGGAGAUGAAUUAAAGACAGAUAUGCCAAGACUUGAAACUCAAAUGGCAGCUUUAGGUGAAAGUGUUGCUUGUGUGCUUACGACAACUAGCUGCUUUGCACCCAGGGCAUGUGAUUCUAUUGAUUCAAUUGCAGCACUUUGUACUCAAUAUAAUAUUCCUCAUUUAGUAAAUAAUGCGUACGGUUUACAGAGCACAAGAUGUAUGCAUUUAAUUCAAGAAGCAUCGCGUAAAGGGCGUGUCGAUGCUUUCGUUCAAAGCACAGAUAAGAAUUUUUUAGUGCCAGUUGGUGGAGCAAUUAUUGGUUCAUUUGACAAAAAUCUGUUAGAUCGCAUAUCAAAGAUGUAUCCAGGUCGUGCAAGCGCUAGCUCCAUUAUGGACGUAAUGAUAACGUUACUAAGUUUGGGAAUGGCAGGUUACAAGCAAUUAAUAACGCAACGUAAAGAAAUGUAUUCAUAUUUGAAGGAAGAACUUGGAAAAUUAGCAGCAAGACACGAUGAAAGAUUGCUGGACACUAAAGGCAAUCCUAUAUCAAUGGGGAUGACUCUUCAAUGUUUAAGUCAUCAGCAUGAUAAUAAGCAAGUUACAAUGUUAGGUUUUAUGUUAUUUCUCCGCAAUGUUAGUGGUACAAGAGUAAUAACAACAACAGAAACUAAGCAUAUUGUUUCGUAUAAAUUUGAAGGUUGGGGAGCUCAUAAUAGUAAUUAUCCAGUACCAUAUUUAACUGCUGCUGCAGCUUUAGGUAUGAAAAAGUCAGACGUGGACAUGUUCAUACAACGAUUAGAUAAAGCUUUGACUAAAGUAAGAAGGCGUUCAGCUCCAGUUACACCAACAGCAUCUCUUGCUGGAUCCAGUAUUAAUGGAGAUGCAGGAGGUACUGGUGGUCCUGGAGAAUCAAGUACAGCUUCAACUAGCCGAGCAAGUAGUAAAGAUAGUUUGAGAAAAUGAACCGUAAUCAACGCAACUGGUCAGUCGAAUCAGUAUAUUAACUUGUAAGUAAAUUAUUACUUACAAUUAGUACAUGUUGCAUAUUUCUGAGGAACAUUUUACACUUUUUUUUUAAUUUUAUUUAAAUAAUUAAUUUUCUUGAAUAUAUUUAAAAUAUAUAAUUUAUAUUAAUUUACAAUUUCAUUUCUCUAAAUUAAGUUAAGCUACUUCUUAAAUAUUUAUUCAAGUAAUAAUAUUUUGUAAUAAAAUUAUAUUCUAAAGAGGUACGCAACAGUAAAAUGUGCUGAUUCACCUGUCCACUUGCGUUGUAAUAUUGUCAAUUGUCAUGAAAUAAAGGAAGAGAAUUCCAUACAAAUAUUAACAUCGGAAUAUCUAAGCCAAUAUUCAAGAAAAAAGAAAAUGUAAGUAUAUUCCACACAUUCAUUGAAAGAUAUUAACUAGUAAGCGCUGGCCACAAGAGUUAUAUUUGUUAUAAUAUAUAUACAGUUACUUUUUAAACAAUAAUUAAUUUUCUAUUCGUUGAAGCGCGAUUCUGUUUAAGUGUAUUUCCACGAAUUGGCAAAUUUGAUCUCAUUAAAAUUAAUAUAAUAUCUUUAUACUGAUUAUAUGUUUUAAAACAAUUGCUACUUCAUUUUAAGUCUAAAGUUAGUUAGCAUUCUUUUCUGUAAUUUUUUCGUGUUAGAACAUCAAAAUAAUAUAAAAAGUUUAUUUUCACUUAGAAAUAA